Cryptomeria japonica (Japanese cedar) is the source of this 2115-nucleotide messenger RNA. RefSeq names its product AP-3 complex subunit sigma. The coding region runs from base 112 to 609 and encodes 165 amino acids. Gene Ontology annotation, cellular component: AP-3 adaptor complex; intracellular membrane-bounded organelle; membrane coat. NCBI's taxonomy places the organism in Eukaryota, Viridiplantae, Streptophyta, Pinopsida, Cupressales, Cupressaceae. The transcript is spliced from 7 exons. The record is from RefSeq and is a predicted model, not a curated record. Gene Ontology annotation, biological process: Golgi to vacuole transport; intracellular protein transport.
AAAAAUAUGAUAGCACUCUGCAAAUCAUUCAAAAUUGAAUUCAAUAGUGCCGUUUGGGAGUAAUUUGGAAGGACUCCGUUUUAAUCAAUCAGAGAAAAUUGGACUUCCACGAUGAUUCGAGCUGUAAUAGUGAUGAAUACCCAGGGCAAGCCCCGUAUCACCAAAUUUUACGAGUACCAGUCUGUGGAGAAGCAACAGGAGCUGAUUCGAGACAUAUAUGGGGUGCUUUGCAGUAGAGCUGAAAACGUUAGUAAUUUCAUUGAGGCUGAUGGUAUCUUUGGUCCUGAUACAAAGCUGGUGUACAAGCACUAUGCAACUUUAUACUUCGUAUUUGUAUUUGACAGCUCUGAGAAUGAGUUGGGUAUUCUUGAUCUUAUACAAGUAUUUGUUGAGACAUUGGAUAAAUGCUUCAAGAAUGUUUGUGAACUUGACAUUAUAUUCAAUUUCAACAAGCUGCAUACUGUUCUAGAUGAGAUUAUAAUGGGAGGUCAAGUGGUGGAGACAAACUCUAAUGAUGUUAUCAAGGCUGUCCAAGAAAUAUUGAAAUUGGAGCGGUCAUCGGAAUCGACAUCCCUUGUAGCAAAAGCUACAGGCAGGCAAGUUCGAUGAUUUUUGAGGCUGAUUGCUUAUGGAAUCUGCAAUUCAAAUCACUACACUAGUAUAUCUCUUCUUUUCCACACCCUCCAAAAUUGAAAGACCUGGCUGUUACACUGGAAGGGUAGAGGAACCACUGACAUUUUUAAGUGCAUUGGAUGGAGAUUUUUUUUCCCCUGCAGCUAUAAUUAGUUAAAAGAACAGUUGUGUUUUAAGGGUGCUAAUGGUAACAGAUGUUGUAUUUACCAAUGCAUCCAGAUUUUUUUGUUUUUGGAUGAAAUGAUAUUGUUGUUAGUUUGGAGUGUUUUACGUUGAUAGUUUCUUGAUACAGAAGCUUUUCAUUUAAAUUUUGGGUUCCAAAACUCUCAAUUCACAGUGUACGUCUUUCAUUUUUCUAAUUGGAUUCAUCGGUUUGGUUAAACAAAUUGAACCAAUGAAUAAUGGACCAGCAACCAUUGUAGUUAUAAUUUUUAUGUGCAGGAUCGGUAUCUUUGUUAUAUGGUUAAAACUUGCAAGCUUUUUCUUCUACCUUUAGAAGAUACAAUAUUGAACAACCCUUAAUUACUUUGAUCUCAAAUGCUUUACUUAGAUGCUUAUUGUUGCAGCUAGACAUAAUCAGACUUCGUGGAUUUGGGGAAUGUAUUAUGCAAGGAAUUGUAUUUUUUGAGAAAACAGAAUGAGGAACUGCAACAAAUGAUUUGCAGUCUUCUUACUGGCGUAAUUAUACCAUAUUAAAUUUGCCUCAUUUUCUGCAAUAUUUUUAGUUGUUGAAGCUACAUUUAUAUACAUUCUCUUUGUUACACCGCAAAUGAGUAUGAUUCUCUACCUUUUGCUUGAAUCCUUAGGUUAAUGUUUAAUGCUGCAAAGCUUAAUGCAAUGAAUAUGUUGGAAUUAAUGACUAUUCAUCUUAGUUAUUAAUGGUAAAUAUGUUUAUUAGAACAAUGGACCAUAUGGGUCGUGGCCUGUAAUUUAUCAACAUAACGAGAUUAUAAUGUUGUGUUACCAGUUGGAUAUGAUGCGGUAAAAUGUCUGAAAUGGUCAUGGAUGGAAUAAAAUUAUUUAACGUGGAGGGAGUGCGAAUUUGUGGAAGAAAGUGAUUAAUUUGCAAGUUGUCCGAAAAGUGGCACUAAGGAUUAAUCAACGUAUCAACGUAUCACCCAGCCAUAUAUCAUCACAUUGCUCGGUGCUGCUUAACCAGCAUUGCUGCCAACCAUCAGAUCUCAGCUUGAUCAUUACCAUUGCUUGAGCACCCUCCCUGUGCCGUUAGUUAAAAUGCUAGAACAAUCAGAGGCAGUAUUGCUAUAGCAACCUCCCUAUACUACUAUACUAUUAGACUGAGAAUUGAAACUACAUCUAGUAUUUUUCCUCAGUCAAUGCUGAAUUUGUAUUGUAAACAAGGACGCUAAGCACAAUAGUUUACAUUUGGGCAAACUCAUAUUUAACAAGUCAUUUCAAAUAUUUCUUGUCGGACCUCAGACACAUAUAGCAUUGAAAUUCUUUAUUCUAAUAAGCUUCUGUUUA